Molecule: messenger RNA, 1775 nt
Organism: Sander lucioperca (pikeperch)
Lineage: Eukaryota; Metazoa; Chordata; Actinopteri; Perciformes; Percidae
Product: ribonuclease P protein subunit p25-like protein
Exons: 1
Coding region: 23-664 (213 amino acids)
Biological process (GO): tRNA 5'-leader removal
Cellular component (GO): ribonuclease MRP complex
Molecular function (GO): RNA binding
Source: RefSeq, a predicted model, not a curated record
AUAUUCCGUUGCUUUCUAAACAAUGACUGAACCAAGGGGUCAGAUGAAGAGUUCAAAUGCUACAAGCAGCGCUGUAAUGGAACUGCAGUCUGCUUCUGGCCAGAGCAACUUCAGAAGAGUCAGCCGCACAGAGGAUAGCAGUCCCUAUCCGAUCCCUGGGCUGGCGGCAGACAUCCUGCACAUGCGAGUGAAAGAAGGAAGCAAGAUUCGCAAUUUGCUGCGGUUUGCAACAGCUCGCAUGCAAGGAGAGGGGAAAGACAGCAAUGGGACAUUACUGAGACAAGUGGUCUUCACUGGCUCAGGUAGAGGAGUCACCAAGACCAUCACCUGUGUGGAGAUUCUAAAACGUAAAGUGGGAGGGCUCCACCAGGUGUCCAAGCUCUACUACAAGACAGUAAAAGAGGUCUGGGAGAGUCAACAACCAGGAGCACCAGGUAUAACCAUGCAGAGGACAGUCCCUGCCAUCUGUAUCCUGCUCUCUAAAGACCCUCUGGAUCCCCAGGAGACUGGAUACCAACCCCCCCAAACCCUAAGUGUUCCCACAGAGGACGCAGAGAGAGGUAGAGCUCUGAUUAGGCCAGCUCACUGUCCCUUCUCACAACACGCAGCCAAGAGAGUCUGUCUGGAUGACUGGAGUGUAUGUUCUCAAUUACCGUCUCCAUGAAAGUCUGAUAAGUUGUUAACUUUUACAGAGGAGCAAUAGAAAGCAUCCUGACUGGAAACAUUACAAGCUGGCAUGAGAUGGGCAGGGCAGGGCAGGGCAGGACAGGAGGGCUCUGCAGCGGGUGAAUAAAACAGCUCCUGAGCAUCAGUGAUAUCGUUGAGAUGCAGAUGCCUGCACAGAGCCCAAAGGAUACUAAGACAAUACCCCCCUCAGCAACGGCAUGUUCACCCUGCUGCUGUCUGGCAAGUGAUACAGGGCACAUCAGAGCUUAUUUUGAUGCAAAAGUACACAAAGUUGGUCAUAGUCAUUAUAAAUAUAAACGCCAAGGUUUAUCAAUAGUCAUUAUUCUGUUUUCUACUUUUGGAGGGAACGCAUGUACGUUUAGAUCAUAGGACCAGAUUGUUUUUGUUAAGGAUUUCUUUUCAUCAUAAUGCUGUCCCUGUUUAGAGAUGUAACAACACUGAAAUAAAUUAACUAUGCAUUUCAUCUUUGGUGUUUUGGGCUGUGAUGGAGAGUGUAUACAUAUUUAAUUUGAAUAAAAUCCCCUUAUGGAAUAGAAGCAGUUUAAAAGGUCUAAACCUGGAAUUUUACAGAGAGACAAAUCUUUUUUUAUUCAUAUUACCACUUGUAUACUGUCAGCAGUCAGUUCAUUUUGAUUCAGUAGUUAGUAGUCAUCUGGCAGACCUUUUUUCUGUGUUGUAGUGAAAUGCACAAUGAAAUAAUAGUAUCCACCCCAAGCUUUAGGAGUACAUCCCAUUCUUUUAUUAUCAUCCUGACAGAAUAUAGGCAACCCUUAUCAAAAAUCGGACAGGCCUAUAGCUUUUUGGACUAUGUGUGGUAGCCUACUUAUUAGUAGUGGGCAUAGGUGAGGAAAGUACAGCACAUUGUCAUACACAGGGCAAUUCAAAGUAAUGCCAUAAUUAUAUAAAUUGGGUGUUGCAUUUUAUAGCAGCUGCAUUGUAUUUUUAAACUGACUGGAUUUUAUUUUAUAGUAUCCUUAUAUCCUAAUAUUUACUGAACUUUUCUGUGAGAUAAAUAAUGUAUAAACAUGUCGAUCCAUUUUUCAUUGGGGGCAACUGUCCUUAAAAUAAAGACCGAAAAAUCAUGAAAA